Molecule: messenger RNA, 2541 nt
Organism: Hevea brasiliensis (rubber tree)
Lineage: Eukaryota; Viridiplantae; Streptophyta; Magnoliopsida; Malpighiales; Euphorbiaceae
Product: probable methyltransferase PMT20
Exons: 8
Coding region: 317-2122 (601 amino acids)
Cellular component (GO): endosome; trans-Golgi network; cytoplasm
Molecular function (GO): methyltransferase activity
Source: RefSeq, a predicted model, not a curated record
AUUUUCUUUCCAAGAAUUUUUAAUGGUUCUCUGUUGUCAUUGCGUCUCUAUCAAUCACUUGUUUUUCUCUAUUUUUCUCUUCUGGGAUUUGCUAUAAUUCCAAAAAAUCUGAGGUUUCUUGAAUUCAUCAUCUUUCGUCAAUUUCUAUGCCAUUCUGCUUUACUGGAUCUAGUUGAUAGCUUUGCACUAGGAUGUAGGAAAAUCGAAAUGUGUAAUAUUAAGUGAUCACUUUUAGUGUAUUCUAUUUACUAUAUUUAAUUCUUGAUGCUCAAUUGGAUAUUUGAGACAGCUUAGAUAGUUGUUUGUUUAUAGAAUCAUGAAGCAUAAGGAUGGAAAACCGGGUUCUCAACCUGAUAGAAGGUCCCGGGUUGUUCUCAUAACAAUAAUGUUUGCUGUACUAUGCGGGUUUUCCUUCUAUCUUGGUGGAAUUUUCUGUUCUGAGAGAAACAGAAUUGAGGUCAAGGAUGUCACAAAGGCAGUCUCAUCUCCCAAGGAAUCAGUGGUUGCUCCUCUCCAAAUUAAAUCCACGGCCUUACCUGAAUGCAGCAGUGACUAUCAAGAUUACACUCCGUGUACAGAUCCAAGGAGGUGGAAGAAGUAUGGUGUUCAGCGGCUUACUUUCAUGGAACGUCACUGUCCUCCAGCAUUUGAAAGGAAGGAAUGUUUAGUUCCACCACCAGAUGGGUACAAGCCACCAAUCAGAUGGCCAAAGAGCAGGGACGAAUGUUGGUACAGGAAUGUGCCAUAUGAUUGGAUCAACAAGCAGAAAUCUAAUCAGAAUUGGCUGAGGAAAGAGGGGGAGAAAUUCCGCUUUCCUGGUGGAGGUACUAUGUUUCCUAGAGGAGUCAGUGCCUAUGUUGAUCUGAUGGAAGAUCUCAUCCCAGAAAUGAAAGAUGGAACCAUUCGCACUGCUAUUGAUACUGGAUGUGGGGUUGCAAGCUGGGGUGGCGAUCUAUUGGAUAGAGGGAUCCUAACUCUUUCUCUUGCCCCAAGAGACAAUCAUGAGGCUCAAGUCCAGUUUGCACUGGAGCGUGGAAUUCCUGCAAUCCUAGGAAUCAUUGCCACACAACGACUCCCAUUCCCUUCAAGCUCAUUUGAUAUGGCUCAUUGCUCAAGAUGCCUUAUUCCGUGGACUGAAUAUGGUGGUAUUUAUCUCCUAGAAAUUCACCGUAUACUCCGUCCUGGUGGCUUUUGGGUCUUGUCUGGUCCUCCAGUUAACUAUGAAAAUCGUUGGCGAGGGUGGAACACUACAAUAGAAGAGCAGAAAUCAGAUUAUGAGAAGUUGCAAGAACUUCUAACUUCAAUGUGCUUCAAACUGUACAACAAGAAGGAUGACAUUGCUGUGUGGCGGAAAGCUUCAGAUAAUAGUUGCUAUAGCAAGCUUGCUAAACCUGAAGCCUACCCACCAAAAUGUGAUGACAGUCUUGAACCAGAUUCUGCAUGGUACACUCCACUUCGUACUUGUGUUCUUGUUCCCAGCCCAAAACUUAAGACAUCAGUUCUGGAAUCCAUCCCAAAAUGGCCGGAGCGGUUGCAUGUUGUUCCUGAACGUAUUUCAGAUGUUCCUGGUGGUAGUGCUAGCACUUUCAAACAUGAUGACAGCAAGUGGAAGGUGCGAGCAAAACACUACAAAAAGUUACUGUCAGCAAUUGGGACUGAUAAAAUAAGAAAUGUAAUGGACAUGAAUACAGUUUAUGGAGGUUUUGCUGCAUCUGUGAUUGAUGAUCCCUUGUGGGUCAUGAAUGUGGUCUCUUCUUAUGCUGUCAAUACACUUCCCGUGGUCUACGACCGAGGCCUUAUUGGAACUUACCAUGACUGGUGUGAAGCUUUCUCAACAUACCCUCGAACAUAUGACUUCCUUCACCUUGAUGGCCUUUUUACUGCUGAGAGCAACCGAUGUGAUAUGAAGUAUGUGCUCUUAGAGAUGGAUCGGAUCCUGCGUCCCAGUGGGUAUGCAAUUAUACGGGAAUCUAGCUAUUUUGUUGAUGCUAUUGCCACCAUUGCCAAGGGGAUGAGGUGGGGCUGCCGUAAAGAAGACACUGAAUAUGGUGUUGAGAAGGAGAAGAUAUUGAUUUGCCAGAAAAAGCUCUGGUACUCCUCUAAUCAGAGUUCAAGAAGAUAAAAAUAGAAAUCCUAGUUGUGGUGAUGAUCUCCUGACAAGGAUUCCAGGGGAUAGACACCAUAUAUCAGUAAAGUUCAAUACUUGACCUGCAAAUUUAUUAAAAUCCACAGGAGCCGAGGUCUACAAAUUCAAAUUUGUCAAUUGGAUUAUUAGCUACACAAUAACCUAGUUUUGUUAAUUUAUAGUGCCCAUAAAAGAUAUGUAUUCUUUGCAAGGCAUCCAUAUAUUCUUGGCAAUUUUUUUUUGAGUUCUCUUGUUUUUGCUUUUAUUUAUUUAUUUUUUGUGCUUUUACCUUUUAUAUGUCAGAGACUUUAUAUGAUAAGUGCCUGUAACAAUUUGUGAGGAUUCAAGAAGACUUACAAUCACACAUUGUGAUUUCUGUGUAAUGAAAAUUAUGAAAUUGCUGUUUCUUAUUGAAA